GAAGCAAGUGCAGUGGUGUCCGAGAGGUAUGGUUAUAGAACAUGAAAUAAGUUGUACGGUGCAUUUCAUCAGCAAAUAGUCUACGUUUCAUCAGCUAAUGUUUGCAACUAGUGGAAAUAUUACGUCCAUUCAGCGUGAAAGUGGUUCUUAAAGCAAAGAAAAAAAAAGUUCAAAACAGACAGGACGCAAUCCCUUAGGCCAAAAUGUCGGAGGACACCCGUGCAAGGAUUCAGGUGUUCCGACCGACCUGGGAAGAGUUUAAGGAUUUCGCCAAGUACAUCGAGUACAUCGAAUCUCAAGGAGCACAUAAAGCCGGCUUAGCAAAGAUAAUUCCGCCCCCAGAAUGGAAACCCCGAAAAAAGGGCUACAAUUUGGACGAUAUAAACCUCACGAUUCCUUCGCCCAUUUGCCAGGUCGUGGCAGGAAAGCAAGGAUUAUACCAGCAACUCAACAUUCAGAAGAAUCCUUUAUCCGUCAAACAAUUCAAGGAGUUGGCGCUCUCCGAAAGAUAUAAUACCCCAAAGCAUACGGACUUUGAAGAUUUAGAGCGAAAAUAUUGGAAGAAUAUAACCUACGUCGCUCCCAUUUAUGGUGCUGACAUUUGUGGCAGUAUUACUGAUACUGAUUGUGAUGUAUGGAAUAUAAAUCGGCUAAGGACGAUUUUAGAUUACGUGAAUGAAGAUUACGGUAUUUCCAUCGAUGGAGUAAACACAGCGUAUCUAUACUUUGGUAUGUGGAAAACGACAUUCGCAUGGCACACAGAGGAUAUGGAUUUGUACUCGAUAAACUACCUGCACUUCGGGGAACCAAAAACGUGGUACGCCGUACCACCCGAGCAUGGGCGCAAGCUGGAGAAACUGGCGAAAGAUUCCUUCCCGGCGAGCAACAAAACCUGCUCGUCGUUUCUUCGCCACAAGAUGACGCUGAUCAGCCCGCAGAUACUGAAGCAGCACGGUAUACCGUUCGACAAGGUGACACAGGAGGCGAAUGAGAUUAUGAUCACUUUCCCGUACGGGUAUCAUGCUGGAUUUAACCAUGGCUUCAACUGCGCCGAAUCGACCAACUUUGCGAUGCCCCGAUGGAUCGAGUACGGCAAACGGGCAGCGCAGUGCUACUGUAGUACGGAAAUGGUGAAAAUUCUUAUGGAUACCUUCGUCAAGCGGUUCCAGCCCGAGCGUUACCUUUCGUGGAUGGACGGUAGCGAUUUCGGACCGCACCCGGAAGAUCCGACACACAUUGUCGGCCCGCCACCCCGAUUAAUCGAAGACGGUGAUGACCGGGAUGAAGGCAUCGAGUCGUUCUCGGAGGAGGGUGAACCGACACCGACGAUGAAGAAAGCCUGCAACCUUACGGUCAGCAUUCGCCAGAUGUCGUUUAAGGAGAAAAAUCCCGAUCUCGACCUGAGCGACAUUCAGAACAAUCCGCACCUGCCGGAAGACGUAAAGCAGUCGCUGAGUGGCAUUACCGGUGACGAGAUUAUGGGUGAUGGCGACGAGCAGAUCCCAAACGUGCCGAUAUCGGAGUUUAAAAAGUCUUCGUAUGAUCCGUUCGAUGAUGACGAUGAGGAACGGUGCUUUGGGAAAGGGCGGAAGUCGAAUCGUCGGAAAAAGGUGGACAGUGACUACGACGACGAUUGGUACUCAGCGAACGUAGUCAAACCGAAAAAUCGUAAAAUUACUUCAACCAAAAACAAGCAUCAGCAGCCGCAGCAGCGACAGCGGCGAAAGCAAAAACAGGAGGAACGUCAAGAGCAGCAGGAGCUGGUCGAAAGAAAGCAGCAGGAUUUGGCCAAUGCGGCCAGCAUGCGAAGAGCUCGACUAGACGCGAAGCAACGCGAACGAGAAGCGGAGCUUGCAAAACGUCAAAAGGCCCAAGAGGAGAAAUUGAGUGCGGAGAGGGCGAAACGUCAGCUCAAAAUAGCACAAGACAAGCUGAAGGCACUGGAGAAGCUUAAGAAAUCCAAGGAGCGGAAAAUAAAUCCACCACCGCCGCUACCAACGCCGGACCCGCUAGCGAUACGAAAGAGUCCGGGCAAGUUUGCAGGUAAAAUAUCACUGUUCAAAAAACAGACACCACGUAAGUCCGCUGUGAUGGGUAAAACGACUAAGCCAACAAUCAGUUCCGACGAUCCGUUAGCCGUUCGGAGCGGAAAAUCCAUGGCGUCUGGGAAACAUCCAGAAAACCGUUUACCUACGGUAACAGCCAGCGUUGCUGAACGGUCGGUGGAACCUUCGAAUGCUGAGAAAAAAUGUCCCAACGUAGUAAACCGUCCCUCCAGCAAUAAUUUGAGUAAUCCAAAGAGCCUAUCUCUCACCAAACACCAGAUAUCAUCCACCGGGCCGAGCUUGCUGUCGAAUGUGGUACCCAAACCUCAUGAUCCGAAGAGGACGCCCACCGAUGCACGCGUGGAGUCUUCUGGUAAAGUAGAAUCCGUUCCAAAACCAGGUUUCCCAGUUCCCAGCCCGUCGGUUAAAAGCGCUGCGCUUUCGUUCUCCAACAACGUGGCCAGCCGGGUCGCUUCCCCUCCAGUGGCUCGAGUAUGCAGUCCGAUCCUUCUGCCGGCUCCAAAAGCAAGAAAUCCAUCGCCGGAUCUGUUCGACAAGAGUAAAAACUUUAUUAAUGUAUUCAAUCAAUUCAUUACUAAAAAGAAUGACGGAGAGGUGACAGCAAAAGAAACCACUUCAAAGACCGUACCGAGUGCUAAAUCACCGGCCGCACAUCAAAUCGGACAUCAGCCCAUACAUUCCAGCAUUUUGCGGGUCCCGGAACCGGUACCGCCACUAGUCGUGCCAGCUGCGGUUCGAAACGUACAAUCCAUCCUGCUCAACGGUCAACUUACGUUGACGCGUAGGUUGUCAGACAUCGUUGCGGUAGGAGGAAAACAAUCUCCCAUCGUAGAGCAGCAACCAGAUGUGGAAAUUUUGGUGAGACCCAAAAGCAUCUUACCGCCCCAGCGAGUGAUGGCCCCAAGUUUCCCCACACCUCCUUGCACGGUUCCGAGGGAGGUUCUUCCGGUUGCAACGACCUCACUAAACAUUCACACCGUCGUGCCAUCGCCGCCCCACAGAAUAGGACAACCAAAUAUUGUACCGCAGGUGUGUCCGGCACCGGAAGUCAGGUUAAACGGCAUCACUGCUGCUCGACAAGCCACAUCUCCAUUCACUACUGUGCAUGCCACCCAAUCGUCGUACCAGCAGCCAGCUGGAAACUUUUCUGUUGUAAAUCACCUCGCAAACAGUGGUACAAUGCACGUAAGGGAUGCGAUUAACCUGAUGAAUACCAACACAUCGGCCUCGAUGGUGUACCAGGAUAUUCAUAACAUUCGUAACUGGCAGAUGCUUCAGCCUGGUGAGUAAGUCAAUGAGCGGAACGACAGAUUCUAGCUACAGAAGCAAUCUAGAUGUUGAUAAAGACUGCUCUACUUUUUAAAGAAUAAUAUAAUUUAGCAGAUGUGUACGGAAUAUAAUGCCAAUUAGUUUUAUUAAAUUUAAAAACGGUACGGUAAACGAAGCGGAAUCGUGAAUUACGCUACUAGAUCUGCCAAAAACAGGCCUGGCUUUCAUACCCUAUAAUGUGUAAUCUGAUCAAAGCAUAGAUCACGCCUGCGGCCUAAUAUUGAGGAUUUCGCAUCGUUUACCGUGCUUUAAAUCGUUUUAGUUUGUUCCAUCCCUACCGAUGGAACCAUUUUUCCUAACUACCAAAGUGUACCCAUUAUAUGUACAUCGAAUCGAAGACGAUACUUUACAACGUAUCGCUUCAUUUUGUGCUACGGGAUUUCGCUCAUUGUUUGCCAUUUUAUCCGUUUGUUAACAAAAACAUCCCAUUUGUGUUUCGAACAAGCGAUUCGAUUUAUUUUUAUUUAAACACCUUAUAUUUGUUCCGA
Anopheles coustani is the source of this 3883-nucleotide messenger RNA. RefSeq names its product probable lysine-specific demethylase 4B. The transcript has 5 exons. Bases 204 to 3356 code for a protein of 1050 amino acids. Lineage: Eukaryota; Metazoa; Arthropoda; Insecta; Diptera; Culicidae. Gene Ontology annotation, cellular component: nucleus. The record is from RefSeq and is a predicted model, not a curated record. Gene Ontology annotation, biological process: chromatin remodeling. Gene Ontology annotation, molecular function: histone H3K36 demethylase activity; histone H3K9 demethylase activity.